AUGCAGAUUGAUGAUCGUAUUAGUGUCCCCGAAUUCCCCAAUAUUAGUGAACAUAGUGGCGAAUGCCUUCCUAAUCUCGCUAUUGCUUUGAAUCUACGGUCAAAUCUGGAUCGACUUCACGAAAACAGCCAUUCGAACUGCCAUUGCUUGACAGGUCUUUGGCGGCCUGGUUCAGGCAUUUCAUCUGGAUUUGUGCCAGGAAUCUUUGGCAUCAGUUCCCCUGGCAGCCGCAGUUGCUAUCAGCUAUCAGAUGCCCCUCACAACCUUCAGGCUUCACUAGCUUCAGAAGAAUCCUUAGUCCAAAACGGCUCUCUGUUUUUUGCACCGUCGCAAGCCUCUUUGGUUUCGGACAGAGUCUUAGAGACCGCUUCUACUGGCGCUCUUGUUUCGGCAUGGCCCCUCGAUGCUUCUGCUUUCCGGCAAUCUCUCGACCUUGGCGGUGGCACUAAUGGCCAUCCGAAUCAGAGGACCUCUGGUUUGCGUGGUAGCGCAUCUGGAUUAUACUAUCCGGGUAUAAGGACAAGUCCACUUGCUCCGAUGCAGAUGCCUUGGCUUCCCGUGGUUUCUCAUUUCACCGGAAAUCAACAAUUUCGUGGAAUGACUCAAGUAUUGUGGCCGACCGUGACAACUACGGUACAGCAGCCUUUGGCAUUGGGUGGGCAUGUCUUUCGCUAUCUACCACAUUCUGGGUCUCAGCAACAUUACUUUCAGAGUCAAUGGGAGUUGCGUCGCUCCGGCAGCGGACACCGCCGCCUUCGCCGGCAAAAAGCUGCAGCUGCUCGAGCCUUCCAGCAAUGUAAGUUGAACAAUCAGCCAAGAUGUGCUCAACUCGACGCACUGCCAAUUGGGCAAUCAAAGUCAGGUGUUAGCUGUCGCAUGACUAUCGGACAGACCAGUUCCGUCAAUGCUACGAAUGGUGAGGUGCUUACUGCUGCUGGAUCAGAUUCUACUGGCUUCUCUAGUCUACUCGACGAAAUUCCUUUGUUAACUCCUACAAGAUCUGACUUUCGACCAGCUUCUGUCCAUUUGAUGAGCUUUCAACGAAACGAUGGUAGCGGUGCUAAUUUUUCGUCCCAUUUGAUUCAGCGUCCUUCACCUGAUGUGAGGACAUUAGAUGAUCGCAACAUACAGAUCAGUGGUACGUUACUUGUAUCUUACACAUGGUGA
Molecule: messenger RNA, 1167 nt
Organism: Protopolystoma xenopodis
Lineage: Eukaryota; Metazoa; Platyhelminthes; Monogenea; Polystomatidea; Polystomatidae
Source: the annotation of a GenBank genome assembly